AUGUCUUCGUUCAUCCCAACCGCCCAACUGCGGCUGGAUUUUGCAAAAGCAUUAUCACGCAUGUAUUCCCAAGAAGUACCACAGUAUGCAACACUUCAGACGUUGGUAGACAGAGUCAACGACAGCUCUGACGCGAAUAUUCCCCUGACCGAGGUGCCACGACAUGGCGCUGUCCGUCUUGCCUCUUUAUCCGAAUUGAGUGUAGCGGCGAAAUUCUUCAAAGUGUUGGGUAUGGUCUCCGUGGGCUACUACGACCUCUCGGCAGCCGGGCUACCAAUUCACGCCACGGCCUUUAGACCCAUCACCCAAGAAGGUCUAUCCAUAGCACCUUUCCGGUUAUUUGUCUCGGUAUUGCGGCCGGAGCUUCUCACCGAAUCACUCCAGCCGCUCGCCAGGUCCCUUCUUAGCAAGCGUUCUUCGGUCUUUAGUCAGAGGACGAUCGACCUUGCCGACCUUGCCGCCUUAAAGGGGGGUCUCACCGCGGCGGAAGCAGAUGAAUUCAUCCGUGGGGGGUGCGAGACACUCGCCUGGAGGAACCAGGUGGCUUUAACAAAGCAAGACUAUGACACGCUCAAGGCCGAUAAAAACGGUGAUUUACUUAUCGAUAUCAUGGCUUUCCGUAACCCACAUCUGAACCAUCUUACCCCCGCGACGAAGAACAUCGAUGCUGUUCAACGGGGCAUGCUUGAAGUCAGCCUGGAGCCAAAGGAUCGUGUCGAGGGACCUCCGGAGCGUGACAGCAACGUGUUGCUGAGACAAACGAGCUUCUUGGCAGUUGACGAGGGCAUCGUGUUCGACCAGGCGGCAGACAAGGGCAUGAGAGGCAGCCACAGUGCACGCUUUGGAGAGAUUGAGCAACGGGGUGCUGCGCUGACUCGGAAGGGGAGGAAACAGUACGACGAGGCCAUCUCGGAGGCCACGCGGUCAAGGCUGCUCGUGGACGGCAAAGAGCCUGCGUUCAAGGCCUUGUUCGACAAGGCACUGCCCGACGACUGGGAGACCCUGAGGAGCGCAGGGCUGAUAUGGGUCGAGUACAGCCUCACCGAGAAGGGGGAGAAGCAGGGGAAGUCCAGCGGUGUCAAGACGCUGCAAGACGCUGUCGUCAAGGGACUGGUCGGGUGGCAGGCGAUCCAGUAUGAAGAUUUUCUACCGUUGUCAGCGGCCGGUAUUUUCCAGAGUAAUUUGCACCAUGAUUCAGAAGUGAGACUGCAAGUUUCGCCGCAGAAUGCUCUCUCCGAAUCGAAACGGCAGCUGAGGGAGGUCCUGGGAGAUGAGGGGAUGAUGGACGAGAUGAAGUUGUACGAAGAACAGCAGGCGACCAGCAUUGCGAUAUGCUGCGAAGCUCUUGGAAUAUCAGCUUGGGAUUUGUAA
Diaporthe citri is the source of this 1371-nucleotide messenger RNA. RefSeq lists its product as uncharacterized. Bases 1 to 1371 code for a protein of 456 amino acids. Gene Ontology annotation, molecular function: oxidoreductase activity. The transcript has a single exon. The record is from RefSeq and is a predicted model, not a curated record. NCBI's taxonomy places the organism in Eukaryota, Fungi, Ascomycota, Sordariomycetes, Diaporthales, Diaporthaceae.